UUUAAAAGUUGAUGAAUACUUCCGGUUGUAAAACCCAUCAAAACAGUGCCAUGUGAUUUUCGUUAUUCACUGUAGUACAAUUCUGUGUUAAAUUUGUCGAAAUGUCUAGUGAUGCGCUGUCAUUCCAUGAAAUGGGACUUGAUGACAGGCUCUUGAAGGCUGUUUCUCACCUGGGCUGGUCUGAGCCAACACCAAUACAAGAAAAAGCCAUCCCAUUAGCAUUAGAAGGAAAAGACAUUCUGGCACGAGCAAGGACUGGAUCUGGGAAGACUGCUGCCUUCUGUAUUCCUGUCAUCCAGAAAAUACUCACAGCAAAACAGUCGAGCACAGAGCAGUGUGUUAAAGCUCUGGUGUUGACACCCACCAAGGAACUAUGCCAGCAGGCCUACAAAAACCUAAUGGAUUUGACAUCAAGUUGUUCUAGAGAAGUCAGAGUGCUUGACAUUUCACCUCAAGUGUCUCUUCCUACACAAAAACCCAUGUUGACGGAGAAGCCAGAUAUCGUUGUUGCCACGCCCACUCGAGCCCUGGCACACAUCAAAGUCGGUAACCUUAAUCUCAAACAGUCUCUAGAGCUGCUGAUCAUUGAUGAGGCAGAUUUACUCUUCUCCUUUGGUUAUGAGGAUGAUGUGAAGGGAAUUCUCAGUCACCUCCCCAGGAUCUAUCAAGCCUUCCUAAUGUCUGCCACGCUGAGCGAGGAUGUCCGGGCCCUGAAGAGGAUGGUUCUCCAUAAUGCUGUGAUCUUGAAACUUGAAGAAUCACAACUACCAGAGGCAUCACAACUGGCUCAGUAUCAUAUAAAAUGUGAAGAGCAGGAUAAAUUUACCUUAGUGUAUGCUCUGUUGAAACUGAAUUUACUUCAAGGGAAGUCCAUUAUAUUUGUAAAUGAAGUCAACCGAUGUUACAAACUAAAAUUAUUUCUGGAACAAUUCGCAAUACCCUCCUGUGUGUUAAACUCAGAACUUCCAGUUAAUUCUAGAUGUCAUAUUGUGAACCAGUUUAAUGAUGGACUUUAUGACAUCAUCUUAGCCUCUGAUGAAAACUUGUUGAUGGAUCCAAAGGCCAAACCACAGGAUCAAGAGAAGGAAAAAAAGAAAAAACCUAAAAAGAAAGACAAGGAAUAUGGAGUCUCCAGAGGCAUUGAUUUUCAGAAUGUUUCCAAUGUCAUCAACUUUGAUUUCCCUCCUGAUGUAGACACCUACAUACACAGAGUCGGAAGGACAGCAAGAGGAGGUAACCAAGGCAAUGCCCUUUCCUUUGUCAGUGUCAAGGAUAUGGAGUUACUAGAGGAAGUGGAAAAGGCACUCUCAGAUUCAGGCUCUGAGGAGGAAAGUGUCUUUAAGCCGUAUAAUUUCAAAAUGGAGGAGAUAGAUGGAUUCCGAUAUAGGGCAAAGGAUGCCAUGAGAAUGGUGACAAAAACAGCUAUACGAGAGGCUCGCCUGAAGGAAAUUAAACAAGAGAUGUUAACCUCCAAUAAACUAAAAAGCUACUUUGAAGACAAUCCUCGUGAUCUGCAAGUUUUAAGGCAUGAUAAAAGUCUCCACACGAUUCAAAUACAGAAACAUCUGAAAAAUGUUCCAGAUUAUCUAGUUCCCAAAACUCUGAGACACAUGCGCAGUACCACCACCAAACCUGGAAGGUCAAAAGAAAAGAGGAGAGCCUCAGCACCAAAAGGGCCCACCCGGGCAGAAAUUAAAUACAAGAAAAGAAAAGCGGAUCCGUUGAGAAGUUUUGAAUCAGCAGGAUUAGUAGGUGGAGGCAAGAAGAAAAAGUUAUAGUUGUUAAAAUUUAUGUAAUAGAAAUAAAUACAUUGUUAAAAUUUG
Molecule: messenger RNA, 1823 nt
Organism: Ostrea edulis (European flat oyster)
Lineage: Eukaryota; Metazoa; Mollusca; Bivalvia; Ostreida; Ostreidae
Product: probable ATP-dependent RNA helicase DDX56
Exons: 17
Coding region: 102-1778 (558 amino acids)
Cellular component (GO): nucleolus
Molecular function (GO): RNA helicase activity; nucleic acid binding; ATP binding
Source: RefSeq, a predicted model, not a curated record